Molecule: messenger RNA, 4065 nt
Organism: Klebsormidium nitens
Lineage: Eukaryota; Viridiplantae; Streptophyta; Klebsormidiophyceae; Klebsormidiales; Klebsormidiaceae
Source: the annotation of a GenBank genome assembly
AGUAGGUGGUGCACAACCCUACAACCCUAUAACCCUGUGCAGCUUUGUGCAAUUGGUCCUUGCGAGAAUCCUGAAUCCUGAUUGUCUAAACUUGAGCGCUCUCCAUUCAGGCUGGGAGGCAGGUAUUUUGGCAGAUGACGUCUUUCUUUUGAAGAUGCUUACGUCCGCCGGAUAAGUCUUCUUUUUAUAGCAGUUCAGCGCAUUGGAUCGAGCCAGCAAAGAAGAUGGACGGCCUCGAGAAGCUUGAGUACCUUUCCCUUGUUUCCAAAAUCUGCUCGGAGCUGGAGACACAUGUCGGGUUUGCAGACAAAACCCUAGCAGAGUUCCUGAUAGAAUUGGCAGGGAAUCACACGAACGCUGACAGCUUUGGCAAGGCGUUGAUAGAGAAUGGGGCGGAGCUGCCGCCCUACUUUGUGAGCUCCCUGCUCACGAUCAUUCAAAAGGUGCGGCCGCCGAAGAAAGCCAACAAGGAGAAGGCCGCUGGGACUGCUUCCAAGAAGCCGACCGCAGAAUUCCCGGGGCUUGCAAUCCAAGAUGAUAGGAAGCGGGUGGAAGAGAUGGAGAAGGAGUUGCUGGCGGAGAAGAGAGAGCGGAACGGGGAUGCAGCAGAGGAGCGGGGGGGCAGGUCAGACAGGGAGGAAAGGCACCGGGGAAAGGACGAUGAUAGAGACCGGAAUGGGCACCGGGAAGAGAGGAGAAGAGAUAGGGAUGGUAGAGACAGGAGGGAGAGGGAUGGCGACCUGAGAGAUGGAGAUAGGGUUAGGGAUGGGCGCAGGGAAUCGGACCGGGGGGGCAGGAGGGGCAGGGAAAGCAGUAGGUCGGCCAGCCCUGAGCGGGAGCGGAUGCUGCCGCCUCCGCCGCCCGGCCGGCCACCACCCGCGCCAUCGGGCGACAUCGCAGAAUUCGAGGUCUACAAGGGCAAAGUCACGCGGAUCAUGGACUUUGGAUGUUUUGUUCAGAUCGACGGGAGGGACCGGAAGGAGGGGCUGGUGCACGUGUCGCAGAUGGCGAAUCGGCGGGUGGGGAACGCCAAGGAUGUGGUGGCGAAGGACGACGUCGUGUGGGUGAAGGUGCUGUCGGUGACGGGGAACAAGCUGAGCCUGAGCAUGCGCGAUGUUGACCAGAAGACGGGGCGCGAUCUGCUGCCGAUGCAGAAGAGGGAGACCGCGGAGGACUUUCGGAGCAACCCUAGCGGGCCGUCCGGGGGAGGGGGCCUGAAGGGCAUCUCAGGGAUUGUGGUGAAAGACGAUGAUGAAAGCAACGUGCGGCGGCCGGGGAAGCGGCUGUCGUCGCCUGAGCGUUGGGAGGUGCAGCAGCUGAUUGCUUCGGGGGUGUUGGACCCGAGCGAGUACCCGACGUUCGACGAGGAGUCGGGGCGGGGGUUGCUGUAUGCAGAGGAGGAGGAGGAGCAGGAACAAGAGGUGGAGCUGAACGAGGACGAGCCGGCGUUCCUGCGGGGCCAGACGCACUUCAGCGUUGAUGCGUCGCCGAUCAAGAUCGUGAAGAACCCGGACGGAAGUUUGCAGCGUGCGGCGAUGACGCAGAGUGCGCUGGCAAAGGAGCGGCGGGAGCUGAAAGAGCAGCAGUCGCGCAGCAUGCUGGACAGCAUCCCCAAGGAUCUGAACCGGCCGUGGGAGGACCCGCUGCCGGAGCAGGGGGAGCGCCACCUGGCGCAGGAGCUGCGGGGGGUGGGGCUGACCGCUUACGACCAGCCGGAGUGGAAGCAGGAGGCGCUCGGCAAGGCGCCGACGUUCGGGCAGCGGUCCAAGAUGCCGAUCCAGGAGCAGCGGAAGAGCCUGCCCAUUUACAAGCUCAAGAGCGAGCUGGUGCAGGCGAUUGUGGACAAUCAGGUGCUGGUGGUCAUUGGCGAGACGGGGUCCGGGAAAACGACGCAGAUGACGCAGUACCUGGCGGAGGCGGGGUUCACGAGCAAGGGCAAGAUCGGGUGCACGCAGCCGCGGCGCGUUGCGGCGAUGAGCGUGGCCAAGCGCGUGGCGGAGGAGUUUGGGUGCCGGCUCGGGGAAGAAGUUGGGUACGCAAUCCGGUUCGAGGACUGCACGGGGCCCGAGACGGUGAUCAAGUACAUGACGGACGGGAUGCUGUUGCGGGAGUUGCUGCUGGACGACACGAUGGCGGGGUACAGCGUGAUCAUGAUCGACGAGGCGCACGAGCGGUCGAUCAACACGGACGUGCUCUUCGGGCUGCUGAAAGGGGUGGUCAAGCGGCGGCCGGACCUGAAGAUGAUCGUGACGAGCGCCACGCUCGACGCCGAGAAGUUCUCGUCCUACUUCUUCAACUGCCCCAUCUUCACGAUUCCGGGCCGGACGUUCCCCGUCGAAAUCAUGUACACCAAGCAGCCGGAGACGGACUACCUCGACGCGGCGCUCAUCACGGUCAUGCAGAUCCAUCUCACGGAACCCGAGGGGGACAUUCUCGUCUUCCUAACCGGCCAAGAGGAGAUCGACACCGCGUGCCAGAUUCUGUACGAGCGCAUGAAGGGCCUUGGGCCAAACGUCCCGGAGCUCAUCAUUCUCCCCGUCUACUCGGCGCUCCCAUCCGAGAUGCAGACGCGCAUCUUCGACCCUGCGCCCCCCGGCACGCGCAAGGUCGUGGUCGCGACCAACAUCGCGGAGGCGUCGCUGACGAUCGACGGGAUCUUCUACGUGGUCGACCCCGGGUUUAGCAAACAGAAGGUGUUUAACCCGAAGCUGGGGAUGGACUCGCUCGUCAUCUCGCCGAUCAGUCAGGCGUCGGCGCGGCAGCGCGCGGGGCGGGCGGGGCGCACGGGGCCCGGGAAGUGCUACCGGCUGUACACGGAGGCGGCGUACCGCAACGAGAUGCUGCCGACGUCAGUGCCGGAGAUCCAGCGGACGAACCUGGGCAUGACGGUGCUCAUGCUCAAGGCCAUGGGCAUCAACGAUCUUCUCAACUUCGACUUCAUGGAUCCACCACCCCCGCAGGCGCUCAUCUCCGCCAUGGAGAUGCUGUACAAUCUGGGCGCGCUCGACGAGGAAGGCCUGCUCACGCGCCUCGGCCGCAAAAUGGCCGAGUUCCCGCUAGAGCCGCCCAUGUCCAAGAUGCUGCUGGCCGCCGUCGAUCUCGGGUGCAGCGACGAGAUCCUGACCGUCAUCGCCAUGCUGAGCGCGCAGAACAUCUUCUACCGGCCGCGCGAGAAGCAGGCGCAGGCUGACCAGAAGAAGGCCAAGUUUUUCCAGCCGGAGGGCGACCACCUGACGUUGCUCGCCGUGUACGAGAGCUGGAAGGCGCACAACUUCAGCUCGCCCUGGUGCUUCGAGAACUUCGUGCAGGCGCGCAGCCUGCGCCGCGCGCAGGACGUCCGGAAACAGCUGCUCACCAUCAUGGACAGGUACAAGCUGGACGUGGUGAGCUGCGGGCGCAACUUCAACCGCGUGCGCAAGGCCGUCACGAGCGGCUUCUUCUUCCAUGCGGCGCGCAAGGACCCGCAGGAGGGCUACAAAACCAUCGUCGAGAACCAGCCGGUGUACAUCCACCCCAGCAGCGCGCUCUUCCAGCGCCAACCCGACUGGGUUAUCUACCACGAGUUAAUCCUAACCACCAAAGAGUACAUGCGCGAGUGCAUCGCGAUCGACCCCAAGUGGCUCACGGAGCUCGCGCCGCGCUUCUUCAAGUCGGCGGACCCGAACAAGAUCAGCAAGCGGAAGCGGGCUGAGCGGCUCGAGCCGCUGUACGAUAGGUAUAACGAGCCGGGGUCGUGGCGGCUGUCAAAGCGGCGGUGGUAGAGCAGGUAGGAGUGGGGUCUGUUGACUUGAGGGAGGACUGGGGAGUAGUAAUGAUGAAGAUGUGGAAAACGCGCAGUUAUUGGGCGGGGGUUUAAGCAAGUAAGUGUUGCACGUUGCAAGGGCCGUGUUUCUCUUUACUUCAUUGCCGUGCGCCCAAGCGGACAGGGGCUCUGUCUUGUUCUGGUCAAACGAUGUACUGCCUUUUCAAGAUGAUGGUCGGUGACUUGUGCCUGGAUUGUGUCCGCUCGUAGACGGGUGGGAAACACAUCAAGUGUCUGUAGGCUUCGUGGAGGGUCAUCGGCUC